Messenger RNA from Diaporthe batatas, 1069 nucleotides. RefSeq lists its product as uncharacterized. Gene Ontology annotation, biological process: carbohydrate metabolic process. The coding region runs from base 208 to 963 and encodes 251 amino acids. Lineage: Eukaryota; Fungi; Ascomycota; Sordariomycetes; Diaporthales; Diaporthaceae. Gene Ontology annotation, molecular function: hydrolase activity, acting on carbon-nitrogen (but not peptide) bonds. The record is from RefSeq and is a predicted model, not a curated record. The transcript is spliced from 3 exons.
UGACGAUUCGUGGAGCAAAGCCAAUCUGGGGCCAUCUAACUAAAUGGGAUUGAAGCCGUGCUGAAAUACUGCUUCCGGAACAUAUUCCAAGUGGCGAUGAGCCCGGAGGACGUGUAUAAUAUUUGAGGGCAAGCCCCGGGUCUCUCUCCUAGUAUUUCCAGCAAAAUCUGUCCAUUUGACAUCCACUCCAUCGGACUGCAAAGCAAAAUGCAUUACAGCCUUGUUCUCAGCUCUAUCCUUGCGGUUGUGGGAGCAGUUCCUAUAGCCGACCCUAUUACUAUCUUCAACCGAGCCCCAUCACCCGGGACUGUCUACACAAGAUGCAGCACCCCAAACACUCUGGCGCUCGCCUACGAUGACGGCCCCUACCAAUACACCCAGAGCAUAGUAAACAAGCUGAACCAGGCUGGAGCCAAGGGGACUUUCUUCUUCACCGGAACACUCUACGGAUGCAUCUACAACCAGGCCGCAGCGGUCAAGUCCGCCUACGAAAGCGGCCACCAGGUCGCAUCACACACCUGGACCCACGGCCACGUGGGCUCCAUGUCCUCGUCGCAGCUGACGACGGAGAUGACCAAGCUGGAGCAGGCCUACGUCAACAUCUUUGGCAGGAAGCCCAGGUACAUGCGCCCGCCGUACCUCGAGACCAGCGGCAGCGUCACCUCCGUGAUGAAGACCCUCGGCUACAACAUCAUCACCAACGACAUCGACACCGGCGACUGGAACGGGCAGUCGGCCGCCCAGAGCGAGGCCAAGUUCACGCAGGCCGGCGCCGGCGGGAACGGACACAUCCCCCUGAUGCACGAGACGUACUCCUCAACCGCCAACGAGCUCACCACGUGGCUGAUCAACUGGGCAAAGACCAACAACCUGAAGAUUGUCACCGUCGCUGAGUGUCUGGGAGACGCCGGUGGUGAAUACCAGCCCGGUAACUUUACCGGCAAUGGACAAAACACUUGCUAGAUCCGCGUGCAUCACGCUGUCCUCCUAGGGAGGUGGCAGAAGAUCCUCCUGAUACAGUUCAAGGAGCUUCACCUAGGUACUUGGGCUAGCAUUGUCUAUGAAGUGC